Molecule: messenger RNA, 1212 nt
Organism: Caenorhabditis bovis
Lineage: Eukaryota; Metazoa; Nematoda; Chromadorea; Rhabditida; Rhabditidae
Source: the annotation of a GenBank genome assembly
AUGACCAUCUUUGGUUUCAUUCAAUUGCUAUGGUUGGUUGCAAUUUCCCGUGCAAGCGAUCCUGAGGAUAAUAUGAGUGUGGCUCAAAUCAUUGCCCAUCAUGGGUAUCCAGUGGAAAGGCAUUUUGUGAAAACUGCCGAUGGCUAUAUCAACGAGGUCCAACGAAUCCCACAUGGACGCGAUGAUCGGAACGUUCGUCCAUGCGCGAAGAGGCCCGUGGUUUACUGUAUGCAUGGCUUGUUCUCGAGUGGCGCUCAAUUCGUCAUGAAUCUUCCGUCUCAAAGCACCGCAUUCGUCAUGGCCGAUGCCGGAUUCGACGUGUGGAUUGGCAACUUGCGCGGAACCGAAUAUGGCAUGAAUCAUACCACGCUCAGCAUUUUUAGCCAACAUUUCUGGAAUUUCUCAUUGUAUGAUCAUUCGCAUCACGAUCUGAAAUCCCAAGUCGAAUACAUUCUCAAUGUAACCGAUCAGCCGUCGCUAUUCUACAUCGGACACAGUCAAGGCACCACGGUGAUGUUCAUGCGGCUCGCCGAAGCCGACGCCCAAUGGCAGAAGAAAAUCCGAACAUUCUACGGGUUGGCGCCGUCAGCCGGCUUCAAGACCCCAUUCUAUCCAUUCGUGCUGCUCGAGAUUCCCGCAAUUCAGGAUAUCAUUCAAUUCGCGCUUGACGGCAAACUCGGAAUAUUCCCAAUAUUUCUGCCGAAGCCCUUUCAAGUGGCCCUUUCGAAAUUAUGCGCAAUUCCGGGCGUCAAUCAAAUUUGCGGUUUGAUUCUAUCAGCAUCCGACGGAAUCGAGAGAUUGGGACAAGUCAAUACUACGCGCCUCCCAUUAUUCCUUCGGCAUUUUCCAUCGAGAACGUCGACAUUGAAUCUGCUCCAUUGGACACAAGCGUUCAAAUAUCACGGCCUACGUCAUCUCGAUUUGGGCCGCGAGCGGAAUAUGCGAUUGUACGGCAAACCCGAAGCGCCAUCAUUCGAUUUGUCCAAUAUUGUCACCCCAACGAUUCUCUAUUAUAGUUCGGAUGAUAAUAUUGCCGACGCGAGAGAUGCCGUCGAAGUGAUCCUGAAGCGAAUGGGUCCCGGUCUCAAGCAGUCCAUCAAAAUCGACCAUUUCUCCCAUCUUGAUUAUGCCAUCGGACUGCGAGCCACCGACGCGAUCUACAAGCCGAUCGUUUACUCAAUGUAUGAGGAUAUCAACAAAAACGGCUGCUAA